AUGUCCUGCCGAGAUUGCCAUUCGGAACAGCCUCACAGCGCCCCAGACAGUGGCAUGACAACAGAGGACAUCGUGGGCUUGGUCAGCACUGACAGCCUUCAGGAAGCGGAAAUGACCCCGAGACAGUUGUUAAGCGACGAAACAACUCGUUUGGUGAUGCAGAUCUUACUUAUCUACGUCACUCCAACCAUUGGGCUGCUUGGUGCGAUAGGCAAUGUGUUCAGCCUCAUGAUUUUGGUAAAACAUGGGCUGCACAAGUGCUCCAACAUCCUGCUCUUCUGUCUAGCUGUUACUGAUCUCACUUUCCUCAUCUCGUACAACAGCAUCCCCAAGAUCCUCUAUGACGUAAUCGGAGUGGAUUUGGCGUGGGCGUACUCGGAGACAGCAGCAAGGGCCGCCUAUAUUCUUUACUUUUUCUUCAACACGCUCGACUACGCUGCAGGGUAUAUCUCUCUGACGAUUCCAAUGUUCAUAACAAUGGAGAGGAUGGUCGCUGUUUUUAUGCCUUUACGUUUUCACGAGAUUAUCACACCCAGGAGAACGUGGUUUACUACUUGGGGUUUAUGUGUAUUUUGGUUCACCUACAACAUCUACACAACAUUUUGGUUUAAGUUUGGUUACGUCUACAAGGCUAAUCUCAACAUGUCCGUGGGUGUGAUCCAACGUUCAGCUCUCUAUUACAGCGAGGUGGACAAUGUCGUCUUCAUGCAGGAUUUCACAACCUAUAUCAGUAUGAAAAUCCCACCGUGUUUCACUCUGGUCGGCUGUAUCUUCAUCUCGAUAAAAAUUAAAAUGGCGUCGUCGAAACGAAAGAAGCUGGCGUCUGCGAGUGGGAAAGAGGCGUCCUCCAACCGCACGACCAAGAUGCUCCUGGCUGUCUGCUGUGUAUACACUGUCACUUGCACCUUCGUUUGUUUACCCACUUACAUCCCCCAGUACGUUUACUUCACUGUCACCGGCAAUAUCCCCAGUAACGUUGGACGUGUUGGCUAUGUGAUCAUGAACCUCGUUGUGAGUAUCAACAGCUCCUGUAACUUUGUCGUCUACGUUGGCAUGAACAAAAACUUCAGAGACACCUACAAAUCUUUAUUCGUCGGAUGCUGUAGAUGUAGAAUGUAUUAA
Molecule: messenger RNA, 1122 nt
Organism: Aplysia californica (California sea hare)
Lineage: Eukaryota; Metazoa; Mollusca; Gastropoda; Aplysiida; Aplysiidae
Product: FMRFamide receptor-like
Exons: 1
Coding region: 1-1122 (373 amino acids)
Biological process (GO): G protein-coupled receptor signaling pathway
Cellular component (GO): membrane
Molecular function (GO): G protein-coupled peptide receptor activity
Source: RefSeq, a predicted model, not a curated record